Chara braunii is the source of this 1349-nucleotide messenger RNA. The record is from the annotation of a GenBank genome assembly. NCBI's taxonomy places the organism in Eukaryota, Viridiplantae, Streptophyta, Charophyceae, Charales, Characeae.
CUAGGAGAUUGUACCUAGAAGAAGUGGCGAUUUUCAAAAGAAGAGAAGUGAGAUAACACAGCGUGGAGUACGAAACUGGGUGGAAGAAUUAGAAGGUGUUGACGGAGAAGUGCAAUACCAGUGGAAGCGACCAUGAGUGACGGAAGCAGUGGGCAGCAAGGAUCGCGAGAAGGGAUGUCGGGGAGGACGGACGGGAGAAAGUGUUAUAAAUGUGGAGAAGGGGGUCAUUUCAUUCGGGAGUGUGCAGAAUACUGGCAGGCCAAGGCACGUGGGGUGCCUUUCGUGUCCACACCGUAUGUGCCACCAGCGGGAAGAAUGGGAAGAUCCAGCGUGACAAUGGAGGAUACUGCAAGAAGAAGUAGAUCAGCUGAAGGUGGAGGAGCGAGGGGGGAUACCGAUGACACGAAUGCCCUGAUGAGAGAAUAUUUGGUGCAGAUGGCGCUGGAAAGGAAAGCUAAGAGGGAGAAGGAAGAGAAGGAGGAACGAAAAAGGAAAGAAGAUGAGGUGCGAUUUGAGAAGGAAAGAAGGAAACUCAAAAAGUUGGAAGAGCGGAGGCGUGCGGAAGAGGAACGGGAUGCGAGGCUGUUGCACAUCAUCAUGGGGGCGAUGCGAAAGGAGAACGAAGAAUAUAGCAGAAGAGAUGACAGGAAGGGAAAAGGGAAAAGUAAACUCAAUAAAAAAGGAGAAACGGUGGAGAAGGAGAAAGAAAGAUUGAAGAGGAGGAUAGCAAUCAUGACACAAUCGGAGGAAGAAGAAACAGAUGAUGAAGAACUGAAGUUACUGAGGAAGAAGGCGGAAAAGUUGGAGUUGAACGAAAAACGAAAGAGGGGUCUCGAGGUGGCGGUGGGUAAUAGCCCUCCAAUGGUCACACCGGAAAAGAGAGUUAGUACGAGAUUAUCAGAGGACUCAAAGAGGAGAAUCAGCGAAUUGAAAAGUGAAGCGAAAGGAGAAGCUGAAUCUUCAGGGACUCCACGGAAGAUCAAUCUGUCGAUGAAGCACAUCAUGGCGUCGUGUGGGGUCGGAGGGAAAGAAAAAUUUGAGCAAGAAUGUAGGGACUUCUAUGACGCACUAACGAUUGAUGAAUUGAAGGAGGUGUGUAGGAGGGAGAAGGUGACAUAUGAAAAUCGGGAGAUAACCAUUAAACGUUUGGUUAUUCGGAGGUCAGCCAUGGCCUACGAUCCAGCACACCUACCGUUACCGGAGAUUCCCGGAGUACAUCCCAAGGGCAUAGCUGCGAAAGAGACAGUCAAGAAGGAGGAGGAGGUGGUGAGUCCAUCUGAUGACACUGAUUCCGAGGACGAAGAGUCAGAGUGAAGACGAUAUGAUUAUAAGAAGGUAGCACAAGAAGU